UUGCGAUUUUCAGAUCGCCCAUCUGGAUGUUUCAAUUGUAAACAAGAAGGUCAUCGAUCUAGUGAUUGUCCUUUGCCUAAAAGUAAUGCCUGUUACAACUGUGGUGCAGAAGACCACAUCUCUCGCGAAUGUACAGUACCUCCCAGACUGCGAAGGAUUGAGAACGAUGAAGUGCCGAGAAAGCCUCCUUCUACCUUUGUUCCGAAGGAUGAGGACGUUGAGGUGUUGUUCAAGGAUCACAUAGAGCAAGGCGAAAUGUUUACUAAGUUAUUCGAAGCUGACGUAACGUUAACUGAAGGUGGAUUCCAUGGAAGAUCCGAAAAGGGCAAGCAGAUAAAAUCUUUUGAAGAAUUAGAGUUGACCGAGCAGUUAGCGGAGAAUGUCGUGAGUGCUGGAUACAAGCAUCCAACUCCUAUCCAACAAUAUGCUAUGCCUGCUAUUUUCAAGGGCCGUGAUAUUAUGGCUUGUGCUCAAACUGGCUCUGGUAAAACAGCUGCAUUCUUGUUGCCAGUCAUGACAGCUCUAAUGCGAACUGGAAACUUGAGUAAUGCUGCAGAAAGCACAUGCUGCCCAAGGUGUCUUAUCAUUGCACCUACUCGUGAGCUCGCUGUGCAAAUCUAUAACGAAGGACGAAAGUUUGCGUACAAAACGGUGAUACGCGUCGCAUGCUGUUAUGGAGGGACCGCUAUAAUGGCCCAGCGUCAGUCCAUCCGUGGCGCCACAAUACUUGUUGCUACAGUUGGACGUCUAAAGCAUUUCAUUUCUGAAGGUUAUAUUUCACUCCGAGAGAUCAAAUAUCUAGUUUUGGAUGAAGCCGACCGGAUGUUAGAGUUAGGAUUUGAAGCUUCGAUGAAUUUCAUUCUAAAUCAUCCAUCAUUGGCAGCAAAAGAAGAACGACAAACUUUCAUGUUCAGUGCAACUUUCCCACCUGAUGUGCAGGCAAUAGCGGCUCAGCAACUAAAGUCCGACUUUUUGAUGAUUGCAAUAGGAAAAAUUGGCGUUGCUAAUAAGUGUAUUACCCAGGAAAUUAUCGAAUGUACCUCUGUUGCUGACAAGAAAGAAAAAUUCUUCGAACUUUUGAACAUAGACCUCAAAAACUACGAAAUACAUAAAGGUAUGCCGUUUGAUAUUUUAAAUGAGAACUACUCGCUUUAG
This is a messenger RNA of Cooperia oncophora, 1155 nucleotides long. NCBI's taxonomy places the organism in Eukaryota, Metazoa, Nematoda, Chromadorea, Rhabditida, Trichostrongylidae. The record is from the annotation of a GenBank genome assembly.